AUGCUUGGAGUCGAUGCGAUCGCGGACAGCGGUCUGCGGCAAUGCAAGUCGUGGACCGAUGUACAGCAGGUUCUCCAGCGCAUGCACGAGAAUGUUCUUUAUGCUCCGAGAUCUUCUGGCAUUUUCAUCGAAGUGUGGGCAGCCACAGCGAAGAACGCCGUGUUGUGGGCGUUCAACCAGGCUCCACCUGCACUAACAGUCAUCCAAGCACAAGCGAUGUUGCAUGGAGUCUUGCGUGACAUGCAUCAGCACCUCCUAGGUGGUGAAUACCUCCGCAAAGGACAGCCAGAACCACAUCACGCAACUACGUAUUACGUGGGUGUCCUUGAGAAGCUCGUCCAAGUCGCGCCGACGUCGUCCGUGGAAGCAUUUGGCAUUGUCCUCGCCUACUGCUACGUCCAUGGGUCGUUGCUAGACGAGGCAACUUCCGUCACAAAUGUGUUGUCAUCGAUGGCCUCGGUGCAACGCGACAGACUUAAAGUGGUCAAAGGUUGGAUAGCUCUCCGACAGAACGACCUUGGCUCGGCCGUGUCACUGCUUCAAGCCAACGGCGCGAUAUCCACCACCACGCCAUUGCAAGGAUUUUGGCUUGCAUAUUCGUGGGUACAUCAACGAACGCGCCACAAUAUACCCCUACACACCCCGUCGUAUCCGUCCACGGCCGUCUCGUCCGACGAGAUCUGGACCCUUCUCGAGACCGCCAUGGCAGGCGACAUUCGACCCAUCGUGUGCCUCAACAUGCAGGCGUGGCUUCUGACCCAACACCGCAUUGUUGUCGGCGCUGCGGAGGACGUUACAGCUGGCGACUGCUUGGCGAAGGCCAUUGCGCUGGACUAUGACCAGGGAGAGAAAAGCACCAACCUGUCGCUGUUCAACUACGCGAUGCUGCUUGGACGACUGGGCAAGUGGACUGAUAUGCAGCAAGUGCUCCAGUACUGCCUCGACGACAUACACGUCGGUCCUUCCACAACCCAAACAACAAGCCCCGCGCCUCAAGAAAGCGCCUGGUCAAUAUCCGUGCGUCCCGUAGCAUCUCCGUUAACAUUGGCCACUGUGCAAGCCUACAUGGCCCGCACCUGCAUUCAAUCUCAGGAUUACAGCACGGCUCGCGUGAUGUUUCAGCGACUGGAAUUGGCGGCCACGGACAGGGUUUCUAUUGGUCCUUUUCAGCUGUCGAGUUUAGUUCGAGACCACGUGUACGUGCUAUUGGAGGUAAACGCACACCGAGAGGCGUUGGGGGUGUGCGAUGCCGCUCUCCAACGCUACCAGGGGGACCCAGUGCUGCUACUGUACAAAGCCGACGCCCUCUUUUGUCUGGAGCAAGUUCAAGAAUGUGACUGGACACUGCAGCAGCUCGAUACGGCGCUGUCGGGUGAAGACGAUGACGAAGCCCCGAACGACUUGUAUGCGCAGGUGCUGAACAACCAGGCGCUAGUCCUGGCCUGCCACGGCCGUACGGACGACGCCCUGCGAAAACUGUACGACUGUCGACGGCGGUUUCCAACAUGUGCGCACGCCUUGCUCAAUUUGACAGUGCUGCUGUGGCGCCAGGGUAAACAAGUCGCGGCAUGUACAACUUGGCUCGCCGGUCGACAGAUCGUCCACAGCAGUCGUACCUCGGCCGACGCAACGACACCGCCCACGUCGCACGUCCCCGCUGGACAGCAAGGUCAGAUUUGUCCCCAACAAAUCGCGGCUUUGGAUCGCAUGGUGGACAUGUUCUGGGCGGACGACGGCCGAAUGCGCGCCAUCAAGCAGUCCCUUCAAGUGGUUGAGCAUUACACCAGCAUCUGUGGCCAUGAAAGUAGUUCUGGCAAUGCACCACUUAACACCCCUAAUUAA
Molecule: messenger RNA, 1842 nt
Organism: Aphanomyces astaci
Lineage: Eukaryota; Oomycota; Saprolegniomycetes; Saprolegniales; Verrucalvaceae
Exons: 6
Coding region: 1-1842 (613 amino acids)
Molecular function (GO): protein binding
Source: RefSeq, a predicted model, not a curated record